This is a messenger RNA of Angiostrongylus costaricensis, 681 nucleotides long. The record is from the annotation of a GenBank genome assembly. NCBI's taxonomy places the organism in Eukaryota, Metazoa, Nematoda, Chromadorea, Rhabditida, Metastrongylidae.
GAUACUCCAUCUGUAAAGCGAGGAAUGUCGCUAGCUGAGGAGGCGAAAUUACGAAGGGAAGGUAUCAGACUGAUUAUGGAGGUUGGAACUGGUGUGAGAGCAAAAGCGUGGCCCACGAUAGGUACUGCUUCUGUCUAUUUUCAUCGAUUUUAUAUGUUUCACACAUUGCAGGAGUUUCCGCGCGAGAUUGUCGCAAUGGGUUGUCUGUUCCUCGCAGGGAAAGUGUCAGAGACUCCAAAGAAAUGUAAAGAUAUCGUCACAGCAGCGCAAAAUGUCUUCCCCACUGUUUAUGGAGAUAAAAAUCGCAACGCAUUUGUUGAUGAGAUUAUGGGUAUCGAACGAGUGCUACUGCAGACGAUGAAAUUCGACUUACAAGUUGAUUUACCUUACCAGUAUCUUAUCGAUUACUCAAAGAAGUUCAAACUCACAAAGACCGAAAUCAACUCUCUCGUUCACACUUCAUGGACGUUUGUUAACGACAGCGCAUUUACAACUUUGUGUCUGAUUUGGGAACCACAGGUAAUCGCAGUGGCUCUUCUUCACCUUGCAAUUACUGUUCGUAAAGUCAAUAUUGGGCUUCCCGAUUGCUGGUGGAAUGAAUAUAUUGCAAAUUUAUCAAACAAUCUUAUUGAUGAUAUUUGUCAUAAGGUAAGGCUUUUUAAUGUUGACAGAUUCAUUUGA